AUGAUCUUUAGUGAUAAGAAAAGCUUAGUGCACGCUGUUCAUUUGUAUAACUUGAAGCGCAAUCGAGAAUGCAAGGUCAUAGAAUCCAAAAGAAAGAUUUGGGUGUCUGAGUGCAAGCACGGUUGUAACUGGAGGGUUCGAGCAACGAAGUUGAAAGAUAAAGAUUUCUUUCAAAUCAGAAUGUUUGAAGUGCCGCAUCAGUGUGUGUACCUAAGAAUGAAUAAGGACAAUUGCAACCUCAAGUCCGAUCUCAUUGCUCAUUUCAUCAAGGGACAAAUUGCGAUAUCACCAGAAUUACCUCUUGCUACCAUAAUUGAGGUCGUGAAAGAGAAGUUUCAGUUCACAAUAUCAUAUAAGAAAGCGUGGCUUUCUAGGACGAAAGCUAUUGCAAUGGCGUUUGGGGACUGGGACGAGUCGUACCGAAGGUUGCCUAGAUAUAUGGUUGCAUUGCAGGCAUUCAAUCCAGGCAUAGUUGUCAUGUGGGACAUGAUCCCGAAAUUGCAAUCUACCUCAAUCGGUACUGAAAUGUACAUGAACUAUGUGUUCUGGGCAUUUAAACCAGCAAUAGAAGGCUUCAAGUACUAUCGUCCAGUGAUAUGCAUUGACGGCACACACUUGUACGGGAAAUACGAAGGCAAGAUUGUUGCGGCCACUGUAGUGACUGCUGCAGAUAAGAUUAUACCUUUUGCCUUUGCCGUUGUUGACAAUGAGAUAAUCGACAGUUGGGAUUGGUUCAUUACUCUCCGUCGGCGACAUGUGUGCCGUGACCAAGAGGGGGUGACAUUGAUAUCCGAUCGAUACACGACUUUGCUUAGUGUUGUGUCCAGAAUUUGGGACAAUCCAGCAGUGCAACCAAGAGACUACCAUACGUAUUGCUUGCGACACGUAUGUAGCAAUUUCAAUGAAAGAUUCGGCAAUACAGUAGCCAAGGAUCUUGUGUGGAGAGCUGGUUCUGCACGGCAAGUGCGGAAGUUUAACAAGAUUAUGGUAGAUAUCUACAAGCUAGAGAAGAAUGCUGAAUAG
Camellia sinensis is the source of this 1023-nucleotide messenger RNA. The record is from RefSeq and is a predicted model, not a curated record. NCBI's taxonomy places the organism in Eukaryota, Viridiplantae, Streptophyta, Magnoliopsida, Ericales, Theaceae.